GCCUUAGUUUAGUUCCAGCCAGUUAUAGUUUUAUUUCCUUUAUAUAUGCUGCCAGCCAAGUCCCUUCACGUAAGGCAGGCAACGCAUUGGAGCUGAGUACCGAACUGGACUAUUGGCUUGGCGCUAUGUGGUGCCUUUUGGCCGGUCUUUGGAGUUAUUGGCUUGCAGAUGGACUUAUGCGCCGAUGGCUCUUUUAUUACGAAGUCACCAGCGCAAUAAUCCGCCUCAUUUCUUUACAAGCAAUUAAUUGGGUUGUCACAGCUUUUGUAAUUUCACAUUACGGGCAUGAUGAACCAGUUUGGACUUGGGUGAUAUGUAGCAUUGUUUUGGCUAUUUGUAAUGUUAUCCAAUGGCUAUUUACUUCAACUACAAAGCACUUUAAGCCUGGUGACCCUGAAGCAUCAAAAAUGACAUUGAGAGAUAUUUUGCGAUGUAUUAUACUCCCUUUAGCGAUUGCCUCAUUUAUUACUAUGAUGUGCCUUCUCGAUCAACAAUCAAAGUUCAAGUUCCGACAUAGAUCCAAUAUGAGUCCUGCCAAUUACAAAUUAAACACUAACUUAUCACUUAGUGAAAUUAAUGUUGAUGCUGAAAUUAAAGUAAUAAUGAUAGUAUUGUCAUCCUGGACCGAGAGUAGUUAUUUAAAACGUCAACAAUUUCGUGAUACUUCAAUAAAAUUGAUCCCUCAGAACUUUAAUAAAGUUUCUAUUGCCUACCGUUUCAUUAUCGGAACCCAACCUUCAGCAAAAGCACAGCAAAUUAUGGGAAGCAAAAUUUUAGCUGAAUCGGAAAAAUGUGGUGAUAUUGUCAUUGUGCCAUCAUCAGAUCUUUAUAACGACCUUAGUCACAAAGUUUAUAAGAGUUUCGAAUGGGCGAAUAAACUCGAUUUUGAUUACCUGAUCAAAACAGAUGAUGAUAUAUUUGUACGUAUGGAUACUGUCAUACGAGAAUUGGGUGAAUUGGGUCCCGGUGAAAGGUAUUAUUGGAAAGGGCUAGGAUAUUGGAAUAUUCCUCCAAUUCAAAACACUGCAAAUAAAAAUUCUGAAUUUGAGUACCCAUUGCCUAUGUUUCCACCUUUCACAGCCGGUGCGCUCUAUAUUUUAUCUCGAGAUAUUAUUUCACUAAUUGUUACAGAUUCACCACGCAUUUUCACUAAAAAUGAAGAUCAAAAUUUGGGCAUAUGGCUCUUUCCUUAUAAUAUUAAACCGAUUCAUGAUAAACGCAUUCAACAAGCAGAUGUGUGUGAAGAUGAUAUGAUUGCAAAACAUUUUAGUGAUAGUUAUGACCCUGAUCUAAGUAUGAUUGAUAUGUACGAAAAUGUCAUCAAUAAUAGGCGAUUAUGUGAAGGAUUUAGGCAACGUUUUUGUGCUUUGUGUUAUCCGUGCGCCGGAAGAGAUAACCAUUGGAAAGAUUGGAAUUUUGAUUGUGACUAUGUAAAAGGUAUCACAUUGCUUAACCAAGCAAAUUUUUUAAUAAUAAAUCAAAAUGAUUCUUCAUUAGUAUUUGAUGAGCCAGUAAAUGCAAUAAUGGGAAGUAAUGAGGAUGAGUGGAUAAUACCCGGUAUUCUUUCUCAACACUCAUCGGUUUAUUCGCAGACAGAUCAAUGGCAUUUGCUACAUUGGAUGAUCUGGACAACGGAUCAAUCAACUUUUCAAGAACGGCAUUACAAAACAAUUGAACUUGUUUGGGUCCACAAUCCAAAGGCAAUUAUUUUUGUUGUAACAAACACACUUCCAAACCAAUUUUUUGAUGAAUAUAAAAAACAAGGUUAUCAAAUUCAUGUAAUUAACUUCGGUCAAGAAUUAAUACUAAAAAGACAAUGGUUCCUUGGUGUAAACUCCAAAAACUGGAUUUUAGAUUGGAAAAAAUGGGAAGAGGCACAAUAUUUCCCUUAUUAUCUCGCUGAUUAUAUGAGGAGUGUACUCUUAUAUAAAUAUGGUGGAAUGUAUAUGGAUAUGGACGCUCUUUGGAUUCGUGUUCCACCAGAUAAUAAUAUGGAAUUUAUUGGUUCAGACUUCUCCAGUGUAUCUGCAGAUCUCGAAUGGACAUUGGACACAAAUGGCACAUAUCUGCCGAAUGGUGUUAUGCGUUUUCGCAAAGGAUGGGCAAUGUUCAGAGAAUUUAUUGAAAAUACACUUUCAGAAACUUUUCCAACUUCAUGUUUCAAUUGCUUAGGUCCUCGUGGGAUCACAAAAUAUGUGAAAAAAUAUCGAAAACUGCUAGAAGAAAAUGGACUUAAAAUACUUCCUAAUCAAAUUCUUUAUCCUCGCGAUUAUAUUCAAAUCGUUGACUUACUAAAAUCUGAUCCAACUGCGAGUCGAGAGUUGCAAAAAAUUGAGAAAGAGUCAUGGAGUAUUCACUUGUAUGGCAAGUCAACGAAUUCUAAAUUGAUUGAGGAAGGUAGCGUUGUUGACUUGCUCAUAAAAAAAUUUUCAUUGGAUAUACCACAUCCACCGGCACCAUUAGUAAAAGAUGGAAAACCAGAUAAUAAUA
Molecule: messenger RNA, 2490 nt
Organism: Racocetra persica
Lineage: Eukaryota; Fungi; Glomeromycota; Glomeromycetes; Diversisporales; Gigasporaceae
Source: the annotation of a GenBank genome assembly